AGUGAGCAGAGAGGAGGAGGUUAGUGAGCGGAGAGGAGGAGGUCAGUGAGCGGAGAGAAGGAGGUCAGUGAACAGAGAGGAGGAGGUUAGUGAGCGGAAAGGAGGAGGUCAGUGAACAGAGAGGAGGUCAGUGAGAAGGGUUAGGGGGUUAUAAUUUUAGUCAGACUAGAAUGCACUUCAGAUUUAGACCAAAUACAAAUGUAAAAUAUGGUAUGUAAAAGAACUCAUAUGGUAAAAUUUGUAAACAAUUUUGUGAAUCCCUGAGAACCUUCAGAAAAAACAUGAUGCUAACCAAAAUCAUAUGAAGGAAUCUGUGUGUGUGUGUUUGUUUGUUUGCUUGUGUGCAGAUUAUGUCUAAGUGCAUGUUACUUUUUUUGAGAGUGUGAGGUUAAGAGAUUGUGUGUGAGCUUGUUAUGUACUAUAUGUCUGAUUUACAUAAGUAUGUAUGUAUGAGUUUGUGUCCAUCACACUUUUCCACAUAUAAGCUCGCCAGCCUAUUUUACAAAUAUGUGUAGCUAGCUGCACCGUUUACUAUAAAACUAAGAUAUUCGUAAGACAUUGGCUGAGUUUCAUCUGCCCCUCCUCGAGAAAAGGAUUUCUGCAGCGGUGUAGCCCCAAAUGGGAGGGGUAUAUCUCCAGAGAGGAGUUCUUUGACUCCUGAAUGGGCUGAGUUUAACUGUAAAAUGGGAGAUGCGAACUGAUUAGGGGUUGCUGGUCAGAGGUGAAUGCGUCUGUGCUGUUCCCAGGGUCCCGUUGGCCCGUUAUGAGACUGCUCUUGUCUCUUAGUAACUGGCUGCUUGCCUGACUUUCCUUCUCUGGACAGUCUGCCUCUUUUCUGUCAUGAUUUAAUUCCAUUAAUGUGUUUUUUAUGCAACUAAUGUUUAUGUACUCUCAUGGAUCUUCCACAACAAAUACAGCUAGCUAACGUUAUUAACUGGAGUGCUUUAAGUAUUAUAGCAUGCUAGCUGUCUAUCUAGCUAGCCUUUUAUAACAUAAUGCUUGUUGUAUGCUAGGUUGCUGUAUAGUCAUCUCCCCUGCACACCGUGAUUGCUGUUGUUGUAUAUUCACUUGCAGCUUCAGUGUUUUGUUACUAACAUACUCUGAGACUGUGUGUGCAAUGUGACAUUAGAGGUAUAGUACCCCUCUGUAUAACCUGUGGUUAUUGUUUGUACUCCUGCAGAUAAUUACUGUGUUCGUUCAUGGCUGCCAUUUUGGACAGUGGUCAGUUCCACUGUAAGAUGAACUACUGUGUUUAUAGAUGUGGGGAACUAAAGCAGGGCUAGCGCAGAGCUCAUCACAGCAAGCUCUGUCACCACUGACAACAAGCCCGAGGAGAUGCAUGAAAUGGUUUCCAGGAUACCAGCUGUUACCAGGGAUACAUUUUACGUUUUAGAGUGUCUGUCCAGAGGCUCCGAAAAUAAAAGAGAAAGAGGAGGAAAUGUGUCUACAAUGCUAUCCCUUUUAAUGAUGAUCAGCGAUCAUAAGACUGAACAAGUGGGUUAAGUGAAUGCUCUACUAGUUUGAUGAUAUUCAUUUUUUAAAAUAAUUCUGCUGUUUGUGACAGUUGCAAGAAAAUGUACUAUUACACUUAUUUGGGCCAUCGGCAAUCAAACAAAUGAAUGGCACCUGCACAAACACCUGGAGAGGACAGGUAGAGAUGGGCAGGGCUGUGGCAGGGGUACUUACUGAUUUAUCUAUAACAGGUACAUAAAUAGGUUUUAUUUAUUUUAAAGAAUUGUAAACCAUUUGGCUUUCUUGUGUUUUUCACACAAAGAGGAAGAGAGAGCUCUGAAAUGAAGUGUUUUACAGAGCAGCGAGGCACUGAGUCCAAAGACACUGAAGAUUAAUAUUACAGGGAGUGUCCUUGUGGAGACAGCAUUACAGAUAUCAUUCAGGCCUUUAGACCAUACAGAGGGAAACUGUUACAAGCUGAAUGGCUUUGUACAGCACAGCAUGCCUCCCACUGUAAGGCAUGCAGGCCGGCCUUUUCCGUCUUUUCAUAAUUUUAUAUUUGCCUGAAUUUAUUUUAAGACAUUUGAUUGAGCUCUUAUUUAUUGUCAUUAUUCUGUGGGUAAAUAGGUGCUGAUGUAUCUGAACUUACGCUUUGCUUCAGUGCUUCUGUGUGUUAUUGCAAUCUAGUGAAAGAAUGACCUCAAUGCAGGAAGUAAAAAAAAAAAUAAAAUAAAAAAAUCAUGGCUCCAUUAUUAUAGAAAGGUCAUCAAGACUUCCAACAUCAUCAAGGACACCAUUAUAGCGAAGCGUUUAUCAUCAUCAUCAUCAUCAUCAUCAUCAUCAUCAUUUUCCUCAGCAUCAUUAUCAUCAUCAUCAUCAUCAUGUUCUGAGCCAGCACAGUCAUCAUCAUCAUCAUCAUCAUUAUCAUUAGGGCUGGUAAUCAUCCAGGCAGGUUUCAGCAGCUCAAUAAAAGGCGAGCUGGAGCCAGGCCUUCCUCAGUCUCUCUCCCUGCAGCUGGGAGCAAAGAGGCUUCUGCUGUCCUCCACUCCUCCUCUCCUCUCCUCUCUUCCUCUCUUUCCCUCCUGCUCCUCUCCUCCUCUCUUUCCCUCCUUCCCUGUCUGUGUUUCCUUCGCUCACUGUAACAUGAGAAUAGACUACAUCUGCUUCCAGUGUAGCACUUUGUCUCCAGCUCAUUUGACACGGCUGAGCUGAUUGGUUUGGAGGAGUUCCCCCUGUGCUUCACUCCCCUCAGCAUGGAGAGCCAGGCAGACCACGCCCAGGACCCUGAGAGCGAGGCGGAGGAGGGCGGAGCUUGUGCAAGCUGCGGCCAAUCACUGAGCCUGGCUGGGCCGUACUGCCCACGCUGUGGAGACCGAGGGAAAGGGCGGGGCUUCCGCUCAGACCCCGCCCCCCAUGCCGAUGAGGAUGAGGAUGAGGCGCUGCAGGGCGGUGGAGAGGAAGGUGGGGACGGCCCCCCCAAACUGCACACCUGCAAGCUGUGCAGCUUCUCCUCCCGCUACUCCAACCACCUGAAGCGGCACAUGAAGACGCACAACGGCGAGAAGCCGUACCGCUGCCCGCUCUGCGCAUACGCGUCUGCGCAGCUGGUCAACCUGCAGCGCCACCUGCGCAUCCACACCGGCGAGAAACCCUACAGCUGCGCCCACUGCCACUUCGCCUGCAGCUCCCUGGGCAACCUGAAGAGGCACCAGCGCAUGCAUGCGCAGGAACAGCACAGUCACUGCAGCACCCCGCUGCACAGGCAUGUGACAGGACAGGCUGCAGCGGAGGGGACGGAUGAGUCUGCUGGAGAGGCUGUGCUGCGCUCUCAUCACCAUGGCGACCACCUGAACCCAGGGAAUGACCCACCACAGGAUGCAGGCGGGACUGGAGGUGGGGCUAGGGCAGUGGGUGUGGCCAAUGCCCUCCCGGAGCUGCUGUUCCCCUUCACCUGCCGGCUGUGCGGGGUGGUCCUGGACGACGAGGACGGCACGUCUGCGCAGAUCUGCAGCAGCUGCACGCUGGACAUGCUGACAAAGGCCCCGCCCAGCAGCCCGGGGGAGAGGGGCGAGCGGGUGUUCUCCUGCGCCCUGUGCUCCUUCACCACCCAGUACCCCAACCACCUGGCCCGCCACAUGAAGACCCACAGCGGGGAGAAGCCCUACAAGUGCCCCCAGUGCGACUACGCCUCCGCCCACUUCGACAACCUGAAGCGCCACCACCGCGUGCACACGGGCGAGAAGCCCUACAAGUGCCACCUGUGCGACUACGCCUGCGGCAACCUGGCCAACCUCAAACGGCACCAGCGCAUCCACUCCGGCGCCAAGCCCUUCCAGUGCGCCGUGUGCAGCUACAGCUGCAACCAGAGCAUGAACCUGAAGCGGCACAUGCUGCGGCACACCGGCGAGAAGCCCUUCUGCUGCCAGGAGUGCCCCUACACCACCGGCCACUGGGACAACUACAAACGGCACCAGAGGAAGCACGGCCACUCCGCACACGGCUGGGUCAAAGUGCAGCUGCCCCACACCGAGGAGGAGGAGGACGAAGAGGAGGAGGAGGAGGAGGAGGAGGAUGUGUAGCUGCUUACAAGUGUGUGGGGAAGGGUGUAUGUGUGUGUGGAGGGUGAGUAAGUGUGUGUGUGUGUGUGGGGGGGGGGGGUGCAGGGGUGUGUGUGUGGGGGGGGGGGUGUUCAUGCACAGAUAUGGGAGGGCCUUACGGAGGUGUUUUAACUCGGUUGAUGUGACGUAAAUGUCUGUUUAAGCUACCAGCGUUUUCUUGGUGUUGUGUGUUUUUAAUGUGUUGGUCUGUAUAAAAUAUGCACACGUUUUACAGAGGAUUCUCUGGUCUGUCCUGUUGCCUUUUGAGGGGGGAGGGUAAGGGUUAGGUCUCCACUGUUACCCAAGUUACAGUUUCCUGCCGGCUCUGCAGCUCUGCACUGUUCUCUGCAGACCAGCAGAGGGCGCUGGUGCAGCAGUGUGGACUGGCAUUCUGGGGUCCUGUAGCUUCUGACUACUGUGUACUAGUAAAUGUGAACAUUAGGCCAUUGUUUAGUUUUCUUUCAAAGAAAAACAGUGACAUUGGAAGCAUGAAGUAUCAAAAAAUAAAGCAUUUAUAUUUUUAAAACAUCGUAAUUUCCUCAUUAGAAAUGCAUAUUUUUAAUAUAUUGCUUUUUGUCUGUUUUUUAUGAAAUGUGAAAUGUAAGUGUUGUCAGUUUGAGGGAAAGCAGAAGGGUUAGGGUUACCCUAACCCAUAACUACAUGGAAUAUUGUGUGUGAAUUUGAUUAUGUAUAGUCAUAAUUUCAGCUUGUGGAGAAAGAAGUGAAUGUUUUCAUUGAAAUGUUUGGACUUCAGUUUCCUCCCCAUCUAUGCUAUGUGCAGUCCGUGAAUAAUCGCCUUAAGUGCUGAGAAAUAAAAAGCGGAAGUUAAUGUUGACAAGGUGA
Anguilla rostrata (American eel) is the source of this 4892-nucleotide messenger RNA. It is a transcript of the gene znf513a, whose product is annotated as zinc finger protein 513a. Gene Ontology annotation, biological process: positive regulation of transcription by RNA polymerase II. The coding region runs from base 2706 to 4031 and encodes 441 amino acids. Gene Ontology annotation, cellular component: nucleus. The record is from RefSeq and is a predicted model, not a curated record. The transcript has 3 exons. Lineage: Eukaryota; Metazoa; Chordata; Actinopteri; Anguilliformes; Anguillidae.